AUUUUUAAGCUUUUUUGUUUGACUUGCAUAUAUCAGGUAGCAGCAAAGAUUGUUGCACAUAAUGUGACCACCAGGGUUGGAAAUUAACUGUUUUUUGUCCACAUGCCGCUAAAUCUAGCAGCCACUCGAUAGACUACCGUCGUUUUGUUUUUUUGACUGGUGAGUGAAGCAAAUCUAGCGGCCACUUGCAUAUUUUUCCACCAUUUGGCUGGUGGCUGGUGCUAAUUUCCAACCCCGGUGACCACCCAGGCAGCCAGUUCACGGGAAGGAUACAUUAGAAAAAUUGGAUUUAUUUGAUUUGGGUGCAAUCUUUAACAGCAAAUCUGUUUAAUGGACAUUGAUAUACAAAUAUAUAUAUAAUACUUAAAUCACUUAAAAAUGUGUUUUAAAGACGAGUUGAUCAUUGACAGGUGUGCUGUACAAGUGGCUGUUGAAUAGACAAGUGGUUCUCAACCUUUUUUGUGUCAUGUAUCCCUAAAUUGAUAUACAUUAGGUCAUUUGAUAAGAUUUUGUUUCAGGGACCUGUGGAGAAAUUGAAACCUAUGAUCAUAAAUAGUCACUCUUGUGUGUCUUAUUCACAUUGGGCUCACUUCUAUACUUAAUUAAAUGGUGAAAAUGUACUAUUUAUUUUUCUUGGGACCCCCUGGAACUCCCUCAAGGACCACUGGGGGUCCCCCGACCCCUGGUUGAGAACCACUGGAAUAGACGAUGCUGAAGGGUCCAUGAGCAAAUCAUGGGUACUUAAAUGUUAAGUGCAUUUCAGCCAGUAUUCCCCCCCCCUGCAGGUUGUUGGCUGUCAUCACUCCUGUUAAUCCUGUCCAUUUAGAGAAGUGGUUUUGAUGUAAUUGAUGGGGACAAAAUCUUCUUUGUAAAAAUGUAUCCAGAAGUUUAUCUUAUAUAAGUCCAGUCUUCCAAAGCUGCAGUGUUAUAAGUAUGUGUUUUCACUGGGCAGUGUUUCCUGCAGUACAGAGAUGUCUAAUUUUAGAAGAUCUCUGCUUGAUUUGUCAGACACAAGAAAUCUAGUUUCCAUAAUUGAGUUAGGAUAUUAGAGUAACCUGAUUUUCUCUGAGCUGUUAUUCCCGGAGAAAUCAUUUUGUAACUGGGUUUCUAAUUGGCCUACACUCAAAAUCAACAAACAAUGGCAAACGGUGUCCUUUUCUGGGUUGGAUUUAUGGUUUAGAAAAACACUGAAAUGUCUGCAAUGACACAACACUUUUGUUUCUGUUCAGUAUUUAGAAAUGUUUUGUGGGUAAGCCACAAUCAGACAUUAUUGUAUGUAUAGUAUAUACAGUAUAAAAGCUUUUUGUUGACCCCACUGUGAGGUCUCUCUGAAUCAGAGCGACAGUUCAGUUUAUAGAAUUACAUUAAGCUAUAUGGUCGCUGUGAGUAACUUGGCUAAAAGCCUGGAAAGUAAAUGGAAAAAAAGUAAUGAUAAUAUAAUACAAUCUGACAGAAGGUGCCACUGACUCCUUUCACUGUUUCAUCCUCUACAGCGCCGCCCGAUAAGCCGGCUUCUCUUUGGCUCGGUGUGUUAGUAAUUAUCUGAUUAUUUCUGCAGAGCGCUGCCAGGGGCUGCGUUGCAUUUCCACACUUUAUUGAGAUAAGCCUGGACUCAGCGUGCAAGCGUAGCAGAAUGGGCUCCAGCUCGGCUGGACGAUGACCAGGAAGAGGAGCAGCAGCUCCUACAGACAUCUCUUGCUGCAGGACGAGAGCUGCCACACAGCGCCGUGAGGAGGAGGCAACACUCAAGGAAGAGAGGAGAUGCUGACUCAGCUGGUUUUGGGAUGGACUGCCUUGCUCAGCGGCCUCCAGCCGGCUGUUGCCUCGGUCACAACCAGAUUUCUGUCCAGCAGAGAGGGCAGCAGGUGGUCAGCGCCGAAAUGUGAAGUCUUUUUCCCUCCUCCACCACCUCCUCCACCUGCGUUUCCUACUGUCAAACGGAAAGCAUUGCUGAUGGUUGACAUAACAGAUCACAUCACAGGAGCAAAAGGGGAAAAGGGCUGCAGAGGACCCAGAGGACCCAUGGGCCGACCAGGUGUGACGGGUCCAGAGGCAGAACCUGGAACGCAAGGAGUCAUGGGACAGCUAGGUCAAAAGGGAGAGAAGGGUGAGAGAGGCUGGAGGGGCCUGUAUGGAGACAUAGGAACUCCCGGGAUGAUAAAGGGCAGUAAGGGACGUAAGGGAUUCAGGGGUGAUAAAGGUGUGAGAGGAAACAGAGGACGUGGUGGGGAGACGGGUGAGCAUGGCGUCGCUGCAGCGUCAGGAGCGAAGGGCGACCCGGGCCAGUGGGGAGAUGCAGGGUGGAGGGGUGAGCAAGGGACCAGAGGAAAGCCAGGAGGCAGAGGAUCCCUGGGGCUGAAAGGAACUCGUGGACUAACAGGACAGCGGGGUCAUUCUGGUUCUGGAGGACUGUCUGGUCGGACUGGAGAGCCUGGACUACCCGGACAAGUGUACGUCCUACCAGGCCUGCAGGGAGCCUCAGGAGUCCGAGGUCCUUCAGCCACAUGCAACUGUUCACAGAUUCAAACCCCGAAACGACGGUUGGACAGAAUCCAGACGAUCUUCAUCGCAGACGGAGAGAAACAGAUGAGGAGGCUGCGGGGGGAGAACGUGAUGGUGCUGAGGACAGACAGGAAAGCUCUGUACAUCUACUCUGAAUCUCAGUGGAUCAACGUGCUGGAGGACCCCAGACACUGACCCCACUCCAUUCAACAGCAAGAUCCUGAACCCCAACUCCUCCAGUGGAGCUGCUCCGACUGUGGUCGUACUGGAAGCCUCCAGAUGUGAAUGUGUGUAACUUAGUGAGUGCGAUCUCACUGAAUCUGCCCAUGUUAAAUAAAAGUUCUAAGAUGUAUUAUUACUUAUUGCAAUUACAUAUUUCAGUGAGUCUUUAACUUCAGCAUUUCCUCUUAUAUGAUUUAAACAUGCAUGUGUAUUGUUCCAGCUCAUUAUUACGUUUAAACAAUCCUCAUCCACAGUGUUCCUCUUUGAUUACACACUUAAAUUAACUGUAUUUUUCCAUUGUAAUAUUUUCCUCUUGUCAAUAGUUUAAUUUCAUGAAACUAAAAAGCAUUAUUUAUUUAAUGUAUUGCCCAGUAUAUGCUGCUGCUGCUGCAGUGAUUCAGCUCCCAGAGAAAGAUGAAUAAAAAUCAG
Messenger RNA from Sebastes umbrosus (honeycomb rockfish), 3153 nucleotides. RefSeq names its product acetylcholinesterase collagenic tail peptide-like. The record is from RefSeq and is a predicted model, not a curated record. The transcript has 15 exons. NCBI's taxonomy places the organism in Eukaryota, Metazoa, Chordata, Actinopteri, Perciformes, Sebastidae. The coding region runs from base 1762 to 2697 and encodes 311 amino acids.